UAAACUCGAUAAUUCAAAUUUAAUAAUAUUUUUCAUUGUUUAUUGUUUAAAUGUAUUUACAUUCAAAUUUUAAAAAUUCAUUUGAAAACCGUCCGAUGAUCAUUAAUAAUAUUACGAUCAAUAAUACAAAUUAUCAGUUAAUCAACAGUUUAUCGUGAGUAAAUUAUUUAAUUAUUUCUUCUACGUAUAUACAAACUUUUUAUUAGGUACUUUUUUUUACCUACUUAAGUUUGAGUUCCUGUUUUUAUUUAUUAUAAUAAAAUACAAUGUUUGUAUUUAUACUUUAGAUGAUUUGCUGUGCUGCGUUAGGGGAUAUAGCCUCAACAAAAUUGUUCACAUAGGUAUAUAGUAUGGAAUUGUGGGCGAUAUUGCUCUCACAUCACCCUGAAAAGUACUAAGUUAUUUGUGUUUAGAGGUAAAAGCAGGAGUGGUUUUUUGGAGUUAAAUUCCCUAAGAAGAAAGCCCCUUGACUUAUUGAUUUGUAUUAAUUUAUAAUCAACAUAUUAAGUAAUAAUAUUAAAAAAAAAAAAAAAAAACAAAACAUUGUAACUUGCAUACCUAUGUAAAGUAUAUGAAUACAAUAUAGUUAAAUAUUUAAAUUAAAAAAUAAUUCAAAUUGACCAUGAAAAUAAAAAAAAAAUACUUUGGAUACUGUUUUUUUUAUAUAUUUUUAAAGAUCGUUAUUUUUCAAUGGUAAAAGAACUAAAAAUUAGGUAUAAAUAAAUGAUAAAAUUAUGUUCAAUCCCAGAUAUAUUUAUAUAAUUGGUAACUCAAGGCACUGUGCUUAAGUGCCCAUUUAUAUUACUUAUUUUGGUGUUACGAAAAAAGUCAAAACGUCAACAAAAUAUACCUUUUAAACAUACUUUUCACCCCUUUUGAAAUGUGACACCUGUGGUGAUUACCCCAAUUUCCCUCCCUUCCCCCUAAAUAAUACAUCCCUGUUUAACCUUUUACUUUUUCCUGCAAUAGUAAUUAAAACUUCAUCAAGAUUAAAAUUUUUUGAUAUAGGUACCUAUGAAUUAAAGAUACAUUUGAAAAUCUUUCAUUGGUCAUAGUGGUCAUACAAACGUAUAAAUUUGUCACCUUAACAAAAAUAAUCUUUCAAAUGACCCUGAACUUAUCCGAAUUGGAAAUGCUACUUGUAGAAGUAUACAGACAUGUAUAAAAAAGGGAAAACUCUAAUAUUGACACAGAUUUAAUAUUUUUAUUUUUACAAAUAACAUUUUUCUUUAUUAAAAUUUCAUUGCUUGUAUCAAUAUAUCUUCAUAAUAUCUUAAUAUCUUAUAAUUAACAAAAACAAAGUACUAUACAGUAUACAUUUUAAAAACCAAAAAAAAAAAAACUUUUGUUACUAGUAAAAUAGUUAUGAUACAAAAUUGUCCUUUCAUAUAUUUUGUACAUUUUUGCAAAAAAAAAGAAAAGAAAAAGAGUAAUGAGAAAACCAUUUACUACACAUUAUUUCUCAGGGGAAGCUGCAAGAAAUUUUGGAGAGGCUAUAGUCCAAUUAUUCCUCCCCACCCCCAUCAUACAUCAUUAUUAAUAUCAGGACAAACUAUAAAAUCUUAAAGAUAAAAUAAAUAUAUUAGACAAUAGAUAGUAUUUGUAGUAAAUAAAAUACCGUGUAACCAAUUUUGGACAGAUUUCAAAGUUUAUUUUUUAAAUUUAAAAAAUGUUCAUUAAAUAAUAAUUUAGAAAAAUAAGUUAUUUUAUCUGAAGUCUGGGCAAAAAGUGUGUUUUACCAUAUAGUUUAUUAUUUUCAAUAUUUACACAACAAUUGUAUUAAAAAAAAAUAAUUCUGAAUUAAACUAGAAUUUAAAUUUAAACUUGUUUUUGUUUCUUGUGUAGGUAAGGAGCAAUAUAGAUAUUUUUUUCCCCAUAUUAUGAGUAUUAAAUGAACAAAUUUAAAAUAUUACUUUUAAAAAUCAUCUUUAGUUUUUCUCAUUUGAUAUGUCAUGUUACACAUAUUAAGCAUAUAUUGUUUAACUUAAACUAUUAGAAUAAACAUAACAACACAAAUUUGCUCGCUUUGCUUAAUUUAGUAAUAUCUGAAAUAAAUAAAUAUAAUAUAAUAAAUAUCUCGAACAUAUCAUCAAAAUUUUAGUUUUAGUCUAUUGUUAUAUUUACUAUGACAAAUGAAUAGGUAUUAAAUUUGUUUAUUAGUCAUAGCAUGAUAAGUAAAAAAAAAAUGUAAAAUAUAAUUUCACAAAGAAAAAACAUAAAAAUAAAAUUUAUUUAAAUGUAUUUAUAUUGAUUAACAUAUAUUUCUAUUAAUUAUUUUCCUUAUAAUGACUUAAAAUAUAAUAUAAAUAUGUUAAUUUAAGUUUGCCUAUAUCAAAUUACUAAAUUGUUUUAUUAUUUGUAGGUUGAAAUAAAAUGAAUAAUAUGGAGGAACGCAAAUGGCUUAAAAAAAAAGAAAAAGCCUUAUUGGAGAACAAUUAUGAAAAUCUUUUUUAUGCUUGUAAAGAGUUAGCUGAUAUUUAUGUAAACCAAGAAGAUUAUCAACACGCAUUAAGCCAAUAUGAACAAUGUGAAGAAGCAGCUAAUCGUUGUGGUGAUGAAAUUAGAUUGGCAGUUGCAAAUCGAAUGAUUGGCGAAAUGUAUUGUUAUCUUAAUGAUUUUGAAAAUGCUAUUAAGCACCAGAAAGUUCAUCUUAAAAUAUCUUAUUCAAAAAAUGAUGUUGUUGAGCAACAGAGAGCUUUAGCCACACUGGGUCGUACACAUUUUUUACAUUCAGAAACAUUAAUUAAUAAUGAAGUAAAUAAAAAGUCGAAGGCUUUAAAGACAUCUGUCAAAUAUUAUGUUAAAAGUUUAGAAGUAUGUAAUAAACUAGGGAAAGAAGUUGGUACUAAAACAUUAUUUGAAAUGAAAGCUAGACUUUAUCUUAACUUGAGUCUUUGUGAAGAAUCAGCUGGUGAUUUAAAUAAAUCAAUGGAAUAUAUAAAUAAAGCUAUGAAAUUAUGUUCUGAUGCAGAUUUAAAUGAGGAACUUUGUAAAUGUUAUUCUGUUAAGAGUAAUUUAUAUUCUCAACAGAACAAUUAUUCAAAAGCAAUUGCAUGUGUUGAUCAGGGUCUUCAAAUAGCAUCCAGACUUCCAAACAAAAAAGAUAUUGGAACAGAACUUUUAUGUUUAAAAGCUGAACUUUUAAUUGAUAUAAAUGACUUUCAAACUGCUAAACAAUCAAUGAUAAAAGCUUACAAACUAAAAGUACCAAUAAAAAAUGAAUUUGAAGAAGUAAUAAAAAAAUUGAAAAUAAUUGUUGUUAUGUGCCAAGCUGAAAAUAAUUUACUAGUAGCUUCACAAAUAGACUAUGAACAACGAAGGCAGCUGAAUGAAAAACUAGGAGAUGCAUGUGUAGCAUUAAAAAAAUAUUCAAAGGCGAUCGCUUAUUAUGAAAAAAUGUUGGAAAAUUCUGAAAAUUGUGGUAUGAGUGACAAAAGUUUAAUACCUUGCUAUGUUUCACUAGCUCAAACAUAUAAAGAUAAUAAACAGUAUUAUCAAGCAUCAGAAUAUUUUUAUAAAGAAUUGAAUCUGUACAGUGAAAAUAGUAUUGAAGCUUGUAAAACAUUAUUAAAUAUUGCUGAUAUUAUGGAAGUUCAGUAUGAGCCAUUUGAUAAAAUUUGGUCAGUCUAUGAAAAAGCUAAAAAAAUAGCAAUGGAAAAUGAUGAUGGUCAUCUUCAAUUAGCAGCUGUAUGUAUUUAAGAAAAUUUGUUGUAAUUUUAAUAUUGAUUUUUUUUUUUAAUGUAUCUUUUUUAGGUUAAAGGUAUGAAGUGUUUAGCUGUGGAUAGAGAUCAAUCGGAACUAGUAAAUGAGUUAACAAGUGAACUUAAUAGUCUAAUGAAGUAUGAAACAGAAACGAUUGAAGAUGAAUAUGACGUUCCAGACAUUUGGGACGAUGUUUCUCUAAAAGAUCUUUCAGAUAUUGAUGAAGAAGAUGAUGAUAAAAGGAGAAAGAGAUUUAAACAAACAGCAAUACCAGAAAAAAAAAAUGAAAAAGGUGAAACUCCUAUCAUACCAGCUUGUGCUAAAGGAAAUGUUAAAUUAGUUUCAAGCUUAUUGAAACAAGGGCAUUCAGUUAACGCAGGUGAUGCUUUAGGUUGGACAGCUUUACAUGAAGCUAGUAAUUAUGGGUAUGUUGAUAUAGUAAAUGUUCUUUUAGACCACGGUGCUGAUAUUAAUAACCGUGGUGGACCUUGUUGUGAAGGCAUUACACCUUUGCAUGAUGCUGCAGCUUGUGGUCACUUAGAAGUUAUAGAUUGUCUAUUAGAUAGAGGUGCGAAUCCUUUAGUUAGAACUAAUAAUGGUGAAACACCACUCGACUCAUUGAUAGCUUGCCGUAAUAGAGUGAUUCUAGAAGAAAAAAAAGAAUUGGAUCCAAAUAGACUUGCUCAUUUUUGGUCAAUUGUUGAUCGCCUUAGUGAAUGUUUGCGAAAAGCUGGUCAUACACCUCCUGUACCUUUGACUGAUGUAAAAGAAAUACUAAAAAAUGAACAACAACCCAAGAACCACUAUUUAGGAAUAAUUCCCGAUAAUGCUAAGAGAUCAAGAAAAUUAUACAGAAGUAUUGAGGAUUCUGAGAAAUUUGAGAAAAAAGAAAGAAAUGUGGAAUUAGAUGAUAAAAAUACAUCUGGUGCUGCAGAAGAUUAUAAGCAAACAAUAAGUCUCUUAAGAAAUCACAAGAGACACCGAGAGAGUGAAAUACCAUAUGAAAUUUCUCAGCCCCCUUUGGUUGAAAACUCAGUUGAUGAAUGGUUAGAAGAUGAUAUUAUAUACAAACCAAAAAAAAGAUAUUGUACUGAAACUAAAACCAAUUAUUCGCCUAUUAAAGAAUAUAAUUUUGAAAAUGAAGAUGAUUCGUCUGUGAGUGAACAAUUAGCAGAUUUUACUUCAGAUAUUGGGUCCAAUAAAGAAAUUCAAUGUUCUAUACUAGAUUCUGAUGAAGAUUCUGAAAAUAUUUGUAUUCCAAAUAGAGAAAUUGAUACAAGUAAACAUAAGUAUAAAUCUCUUAUGUUGUCUACAAGCAAAAAAAAAAAUGUUCAAAGUAAAUUAGAACAUCAAGGAUUUAUUUGUAUGGGCAAUAUUUCACCAAAUUUUGAUGAUUCUUCUUCUGUUCAAACCUUUACACCUUUGAAAAGAGAUGAAAAUGUGAAAAAUAUUAAUCGUACAAUCAAAGUACGUAUUGAAAAUAGACUAUUUCUUGUACCUAUACCAGGGAGUGAAGAAAAUAUAAACCUUAAAUGGCUGUCAUCAGAGGCUUCAAGACGCUAUCAAAAACUUGAAGGUGUCAAUCCAAUUUUAAAUUUAACAACAGACGAUGGAGCCUUAUUGGACGAAAAUGAUCCUAUUGAUUUAGUUUAUGGGUUACAAGAAGUGUUAGGUAAUAUUGUUGGUUGGACUACAGAAACUCUAAUUGAAACUUAUAAAAAAAUGUGUUCAGAAUCAAAUACUAUGAUCAAUGAACAAAUACUUCAAUUUUUAGAUGUUUUAGAGGCAACUGGAACUUUGGACAUGUCUGAUUACAUAAUAAUGCCUAAUAUUUUAAAUAUUGCACUUAAUGUAGCAUGUCAUCAUAAACAUUUACAAGUAUUGUGCUUGUCAGGUGUGGCACUUGAAGAUAUCGGAAUGAAAAUGUUAUCUGAUCACUUGUCUAGUUUGCAACAAUUAACCAAAUUGGAUGUAAGUUGUAAUAAUGUCAGUUCUAUAGGAAUAGGAUAUUGGGCUACAUCGCUAGCUGAUAAAAAAUCGUUAAAUAGUCUGGAAUCAUUCAAUAUCAGUCAUAAUCCUUUAACCAAUGCAGGUGUAGCAUACCUCCGUUUAAUUACUCAACAUUUAACUAGUCUACGAUCAUUGUUUCUUCGAGAUGUAGAUAUUGACCAUAAUUGUUAUGAUGAUGCAUCUGAAUUAUAUUUGGAUAAUAUUGAAGACCUAGACUUGAGCUUUAAUAUGUUAACACGGACUGGUAUUUCUGGUUUUUUCAUAAGACUUGAUCCAACGCGUUUGAAGUAUUUGAAUGUACGAAACACAGGUUCAUCAACGGUGUUGCGCGAAUGUGUCUUGUUUUUGGAACGUAAUCAAGCAGAUUCUCUACAUUCCGUUGACUUCUCUGGGCUAGAUCUCGAAGAUGAAGAUAUAGAUUUAUUAUGUAGUUGUUUAGAGUCUGCAGGUAAUUUGGAGCAUUUGUGGUUAGCCGAUAACCCGAGAGUUACUCAAAUGUGUAUAGAUAGAAUCAAACAUUUAAGUGUCAAAUUUGUCCAUAUGGCUGGUUGCAAGCCAGUUGAUAUAUCACUUAUUGAAACCAUAGAUUUAGAACAGAUGUCUUUAUCUGGGUAUGGACAGUCAAAUUUAUUUAAAAAUGCUCCUUACAAUGUAAAAGUAUCACUGUGAUUUAUUAUAAUAAUAAUUGUUAUGAAUUAUUAAUAAUUUAUAUUUAUGUUGAGAAAUGUACUAUAACUUAAUUAAUUACUAUUAGAUUUAAAAUUGUACUUUUGUGUAAAUUAAUCAAACAUUUGAUAAUAAAUAUUAAUUAAAAUUAAAAAUAACAUUUUAUUUUUAAUAAUAAAUAUUAUUUUGUGAUAUUUUAAGAAAUAUAUGUUAGUUUUAUUUUUAAUAUAGAGUAAAUUCUGCUUAAAAUGGGCAACCAUUUAAUGUGGGCAAAUGUAACUGGUCCCAGCGUGCUCACAUUAAGCAGUUUCCACUGUAUUGGUUGUUUAAUGACUAUGGAAUAUUAUAGGACAAUUAUUUAUUAAUUAAAUCAUAUUGUGAAUAAACUUAUAAUUAAUUUUAAGUAAAAUCAAUAAUAUCUAAUAUAUUUAGUCAAGGUAAAAAUCUGGGUCAUUAUAAAUUAUGAGAAUACAAACUAAACAUUAUUGGACAUUUCAAUAAUAAUAUCUGUUAACCAUUUUUUAAAUGCUUAUUUGCUAUAAUUUUUCAAAUUAUGAAAUUAAUCUUAUUGAUAAGAGUGUAUAAAAUAUAUUUCUUAAACAUUUUGUAUGCAUUUUAUUUUGGUUAAUAUUUAAUAAAUAUAAUAUUUAAUUUUACAUAUUGUUAUAUUUUACAACAC
This is a messenger RNA of Cinara cedri, 7057 nucleotides long. The record is from the annotation of a GenBank genome assembly. NCBI's taxonomy places the organism in Eukaryota, Metazoa, Arthropoda, Insecta, Hemiptera, Aphididae.